GCGCAGGGAAUCACAGAAACUCAGCACCAAAGAUAUUGUGUCCAAGCUGCAUUAGGCAUAUACAAUCUAUAUUAUCACGGCCAAGCGCAGCUCCAGAGUAUAUAUCGCAACCUCCAGAUAAGCCAAAAUAAAGUCGGUAACAUACAGCGCCAAAUAGCCAUAGCAGAGCAAGAGCUACAACGAGAACGCGAUUCCAAUAAACUCUUAAACCAGGGUUUCAUAGAGCUCCAAGAAUGUCAUAGUAAGCUACUGGACGAUCACAAGAGCUGUAAAGGGCUUAACAUAGACCUCCAUCAAUCUACAGAGAAGUCAAAAGAAUUUGCUAAUAAAGUCUCUCAGCGAGCUGAAGGCCUAGUAAACAGUUAUCGAGCCAAAUUGGCUAGGAAUAAGGUAGGAGAGUUGCAGAAUAGUCAAACAAUUAGUGGGAUGAUUUUAGAGUCGGCGAAGAACGCUCUACUCAUAAAGGCGAUCUCUAGCCAGCAUCCAGAAGACGAACACUUCGCCAAGCUAAAAUAUAUCAUAGAUCAAAAUGUGGAUUUCCAGCAGCGCAACCUAGAACUCUCUAAAAUAAACGAGACUCUUUCCCAACAAGUCAGAAACAAUAAGGAUAAGAUAGCUAGCCUAAACAAGGCUUUAAAACUCACCGUUAAAGAUAGGCAACGAAGGAAACCACGAAGAGGAAAGAUGUCAGUUAGAAAGAACUAA
Molecule: messenger RNA, 705 nt
Organism: Bipolaris maydis ATCC 48331
Lineage: Eukaryota; Fungi; Ascomycota; Dothideomycetes; Pleosporales; Pleosporaceae
Source: RefSeq, a predicted model, not a curated record